Messenger RNA from Acanthaster planci (crown-of-thorns starfish), 3974 nucleotides. RefSeq lists its product as uncharacterized. Lineage: Eukaryota; Metazoa; Echinodermata; Asteroidea; Valvatida; Acanthasteridae. The record is from RefSeq and is a predicted model, not a curated record.
UAUACAUACACAUCUCCAGCUUGAAAAAGAUGGGAAACUUUACAUCUAACAACCCCAAUUACUCGGUGCUCAACUUAACCCAACAACAAGAUGUUCGAAUUGCAGAGCUGACGGCUUCAAGCCUUAGCGUCCUGGGGUCGGGAUCCAUAAUCAUAGCAGUUAUCUUGAAGAGGAAAGUCUUGAAUCCUGAAGUGUAUCCACUAUUCCAUCUCUCCCUUGCUGACUUGUUAGCCUCCAUUUUUGUCAUCGUCAGUCUCAUUAUAUUUGGUCAGUCAUCUGAAGUCAUCCAACCUUCUGCAGCAUGCGCCUGGACCUCCAGUUUAGCUUGGGGCUUAUACCUAACCACCUUUUUCCUCACACUAAUCUACGCGUUUGAAGCUUACCGGAGAACUAUCGACCAACUUGCCCAACUCGUAUCGCCUUACUACAGCAAAGAGCCAACGUACAGUUGUACUCCAUGGUACCUUCCUGUAGCUUACACCCUAGCAUGGAUUAUGCCCAUAUUGUCGGUUGGAGUAUAUCACGCCACGCAGCAAAGGGAAACACAGGUUUUGAACGUAUGCAAAAAUUAUAACUACGAAUGUCUCGUAAUAUUCCAUCGGAAGAACGACCCUUGUCUAGAUAGGAGUGAUACCGGCGUUGGAGGGCGCCUUGCGAUGAAAUCAUCCUUCAUUGCAGUGUUCUUCCUAUGUAGCAUUGGAAUCACAGUGUUUUAUUACCUGACACAUAAAGCAGUCACGGAUAGCCAACACUCCUCAGGUGUUGUCAGUCACAAACAGUAUGAGGCGGCCAAGCGUAUCAGGAACCGAGGCAUUCUCUACAGCGCUGUCUUCAUAAUUUGUUGGCUGCCAGCUUCCAUCGUCGGUAUUAUCACAUACACCGAAGUUGCCAAGACAGAGAACCUAAUCGUUCUGUUUAUGAUGCAAGGCUGCAUCGCUAAUCUUCAAGGUUUUCUGAACUGCCUCAUUUACGGCUGGAUUCGGGGUGGCUUCAAGAGCGCUCUUAACUUGUACAAUGUGCGGGGAAGUUGUGAGUCCUUCAGCCAUCGGAACAAGAGGAAGAAGCACUCACUGAUGAACUACCAGACCUUCCACGUACACACGGACGACGAGUAUGACACACUAAGCGACCCAGAAAUCAACAAGUCUCGGCGACCCUCGCCAGCUGAAGAGGCUUUUGCAAUGUAAAUAAUUAUUACGGGACCCACUGUGUAAAGACAUCGAUUAUCUUUCCUUGCAGCAUAGCGGUAUAGCUGUUGUCGUGCAUGAAGUGUGUGAAUGGUUGUACAUCGUUAUUAUCACAAUUACACUACCACUUGAAUCUCUGUUCUCUUAUGUCUUAUGAAAGGAAAGGUUUGCCAGUUUUACUGGAAAAUCUCAAUUAUUGCAAACUACAAGAAAAUAUUUUGUAUCAGAGCUACAAGUCACGCGGCUUCCGUCGAUAUUUCCUUACGUCGAUAGUUCCCUAACUUGACGCACUUCGACGUUUACUUGACUUUCCUCAUCCAGGCUUGCCAAACCUCUUUGUUGAAAACUUUAAAUACAUUUGAUUAAUGAAAUUUCCUUCAUGAUACAGGCUUUCGAAGCCUUGUUAACACUUUAAGUGUCAAUAUAUUUUGUCCUAAAUUAAACAACGGCGGCGUCCGGAUAUUGGGCAAGAAUUCAGUUGAGUGUCCCUAACACUUAUAAAAUGUAAAUUCCCCAUUCAAAUUUAAGAAGCUUUUUACGUCGACAAUUUCAGGUAAAUAAAAAAUUCCACUCACAUAUCCAACUACAAGUUAAAAUUCAAUGUUGUAUUUUAAGCGCACUUUAAAAGAGUUCUUUUUGCAUUUCGGGAAAAAUCGGCAAAUGGGCCAAAAUGAAAUUUUAUUAGAUUAAAUGUUAUCUUUUGUGAAUUUGGGGUAAAAUAUUGCCCCAAUAAGACAUUAAAGGGAAAGCUCGCCCCGUUAGCGGUAGUACGUUAGUGCUAAGUCUUUUUUUAAUAACAGUUGCUUUAGUCAAUGGGAUACUAUUGAAAUAGUUGGGAAAUUUCUGACUUGUACAGCUACCAUGUGAAAAAGGGCACUCUGAGAAGGGUACUUAAUGGAAAGAGGACACUUGUUAUGGAAUGGGGAUGGAUGGGCAAAUGCCAUAUUAUUGACUAAUCCGAUGAUUUUUUACCGUUGUACAAGUUUUUCUUGUCCUAAUUGUCUUUAUUCAUACUUUUUGGCUGUUGUUAUUGAAAGACCGAAAUAAAAACACACAAAAAAUCCGUCGUUCUCCUGAAAUAUAAAUUAGGCAUCAGCAAUUGUGCUAUGGGUGACAAAGCCGUGCUUUUAAACGCAACUUUCGAUGGCGGAGUACGUCAUUAAUAACAUUUUUUUAUUCAAGGCCCACCCCAGACUGUCUGGCUGGCACCACAAUGUUUGUUUAUAAAAGAAAUGCCAUUCAUUUCUGGGGGUUUUGCAACAGGAAAUCAGUCAUACUGUCAUUGUUAAAUUUUAGAUUUCUGUCAGAAACUCUUGUGUUGAGCCCAUAUUUAGACACAAUGUAAAAAGACUGUGCUCCUCAAACAUUGUUAUUUUGCCAAAUCUCAAUGUAGUAUUUAUUGAUCUGACACAUCAUUCAUGAGAGUUUGCUCAAACAUUUGUCUAGACCCAUUUAUUUGUACGGAAUAAAAACAACAAAAUAGUACUCUAUGCAAUGUUAACCAUGCCUGGAUUUUGCUUAGAUAACGGUUACGAUGCGACGGACAAUGGGGCUCUAGCUUGUCGAUGCCUUUCUAUACAUGUACAUGCUUGUGUUCAAGCUGAACCAGUCUGUAAGACCCCCGUAGCCAAAACCAUCAUUCACACCGCAGUGCGUAUUUGGAAUAGUCUCCCAGAAGGUAUAGUUUGAGAGUUUCUUGACUACGACUAUUGAUCCUUGAAGAGAAAAAUGCAUCAUCACCUCCCUGUGUAGCUUACUCCAUGUUCUAAGCUGCUGCAAACCGUUCAUUGGCUCAUGAUGGCUUCAUUGUUGUGCUUUAUUGCAUGUACACGUUUUCAGUAGACAUUUCCAAUGGCCCCUGUAGUGUUGGAAACAUUUUGUUGGGUUUUGGACGGAUCGGAUCAACAUAAAACUGGGGUAGUUUUUCACUAGCGUUUGACCUGAUAACCAUUUCCAUUUGUUGUUGAGUUUUGCUAGAGAUGCAUGGUUUAAUUAGUAGAUAAAAUUACUAGAGUUUGUUUUCAAGAAACAUAGGAAAAAGCCUAUCAUGAGCAUCACAGCUGUUGUAAAAGGGUUGCGAGUUCCUUGUUGGGACUAAAGUGGUGGUUUGUGUCAGUGCACAUGAACAGUUACAGCAGGUUUUUUUUACCACUAUACGGACAUUACGCGAAUCCCGAAAGAAUGCAGGAGAGCUAGGCAGAAAACAUGUAAAGGAGGAAAUAUACAGUGUACUUGUAAUUAGCACUGAUAAUGUGAAAUCGAUGACCCAUAUUAACUGGAACAGUUUGAUUUCCUAAAAAAUUACACUUUGUCCAAAUUAGGUAAAACAUUUCUCUUAUGUAAUGACUUAUUACACGGACAAGUAUGUACCAUAACUUUGUCGGGAACUGUAUUUGCUUUAUGAAGAAUUUUAGUACAUUUAAUAAUUCUCUUUGUUACUAGAUGAAUUAAAUGAAGCAAUAACCUCCAAAGCAAGAACAUGUGAGCAAUUGACUUUGUUUAUGAACACACGCUCUCUCAAAAUUACACUUUGUCCAAAUUAGGUAAAACAUUUCUCUUAUGUAAUGACUUAUUACACGGACAAGUAUGUACCAUAACUUUGUCGGGAACUGUAUUUGCUUUAUGAAGAAUUUUAGUACAUUUAAUAAUUCUCUUUGUUACUAGAUGAAUUAAAUGAAGCAAUAACCUCCAAAGCAAGAACAUGUGAGCGAUUGACUUUGUUUAUGAACACACGCUCUUACCCACUUGACUUAAUUGCGGUGCAAGUUGCAAUAAACUGAAAUGAUG